Messenger RNA from Microtus oregoni (creeping vole), 1815 nucleotides. It is a transcript of the gene Cmpk1, whose product is annotated as cytidine/uridine monophosphate kinase 1. The coding region runs from base 88 to 771 and encodes 227 amino acids. NCBI's taxonomy places the organism in Eukaryota, Metazoa, Chordata, Mammalia, Rodentia, Cricetidae. Gene Ontology annotation, cellular component: cytoplasm; nucleus. The record is from RefSeq and is a predicted model, not a curated record. The transcript has 6 exons. Gene Ontology annotation, molecular function: ATP binding; UMP kinase activity. Gene Ontology annotation, biological process: CDP biosynthetic process; UDP biosynthetic process; 'de novo' pyrimidine nucleobase biosynthetic process.
GCGGCGGGGCCCGGCGCCCGCUCAGCCCGCCCCCUCUCUGCUGCCCCGCCCGCCCCGCCGCGCCGGCCGCUGUCAGAGGUGCGGUGUAUGCUGAGCAGCUGUUGUCGCCGGCUGCUGCACGUCCUGGUCCCGAGCUUCCCGCCGCUGACCCGUGGACUGCGGCUCUGUCCCGGCCACCUCAUGAAGCCGUUGGUCGUGUUCGUUCUGGGCGGGCCCGGUGCGGGCAAGGGGACCCAGUGCGCGCGCAUUGUCGAGAAAUAUGGCUACACACACCUUUCUGCUGGAGAGCUUCUUCGUGAUGAAAGGAAGAAUCCAGAUUCACAGUAUGGUGAACUUAUUGAAAAGUACAUUAAAGAAGGAAAGAUUGUGCCUGUUGAGAUAACCAUCAGUUUAUUAAAGAGGGAAAUGGACCAAACAAUGGCUGCCAAUGCUCAGAAGAAUAAAUUCUUGAUUGAUGGAUUUCCAAGAAAUCAAGAUAACCUUCAAGGUUGGAACAAGACCAUGGAUGGGAAGGCAGAUGUAUCUUUUGUUCUGUUUUUUGACUGUAAUAAUGAGAUCUGUAUUGAGCGAUGUCUUGAAAGGGGAAAAAGCAGUGGUAGAAGUGAUGACAACAGAGAGAGCCUGGAGAAGAGAAUUCAGACGUAUCUUCAGUCAACAAAACCAAUUAUUGACUUAUAUGAAGAAAUGGGGAAAGUCAAGAAAAUAGAUGCUUCUAGGUCUGUUGAUGAGGUUUUUGGUGAAGUUGUGAAGAUUUUUGACAAAGAAGGCUAACUAACCCUGAAAAAACAUCUUUAAAUCAUGCUUGAAUAUUGCUUUAUAGCUGCUAUCACAGCCCCCUUUUAAGGCAAUUUUAAUCUUUCAAAAUUACAUCUCAAUUAAUGUCUAGAAAUAUAUAGUAAGGCAAAUUAUGUGCUAUUUUUAAUUUGUGGUCACAGUACACAGUAAAUUCAUGUUUGAUCAUCUUAGGUAUUAUGGUGCUCACCAAAUGAAGAAGGGUUUCAGCUAGUUGUUGUUUGUGUUACAAGACUGUCCCUUUUCUGUUUGUGCCUUCUGUGAGCAAAAUUGUUUAGUAUGCAUGUAUAUCCCUUUUGUAAUUGCACCGUGUUAGGAUUUGGAAAUUCUUUUGCUGCACAUUAAGAUUUCCAACCUGUUAAGUGAAUCUGUGGACCAAAUUUAAAGGAACUUUAUGUCUAGUCAGUUCUUGCACAAGGUAUUUAGUAAACGAACUCACAAAAUGGAUUCCUAGCAAUGUUCUAGUAUUUAUCAAAUGACUGACCAUUUUCUAUCGAAAGUUAAAACUUAGGCGUUAACUUAUUACAGCAUAUGCAAAGAGGUAUGACAGGGCAUAGUCUUUGCUUUCAAGGCUUGAGUCGGGACGGGGCUUCAGAGCCUGACAAGAUUGCCAGCUUUCUUCUGACAUAAUCUGUGGGGCAAGGGGAAAUGACUUGUGUUCCUAUGCCCUGUGACAUAGGGCUAGUCAUCAUUUAACUGAUGUUAACACGGUUCUUAGUAGUAGACCCCGACAUGCAUGUGCUAAUUUAUGUUGAUAUGAUUCAUUCUUAUUUUAAUAAUACUUCAGGGUUUUUUUGUUUUGUUUGUUUCUUAGACUAAAUACAGAGUUAGAAUAAAUUAGGAAAAGCAAUCUAAUAGUUAAAAUUCCCAUUUGUAUUUUAUUUUCUGAAAUACAUUGUUUCAUGGUUACUUGUUUUAAAAAGAUUUUAAAAAUCAUUGCACUUUGGUCAGAAAAAUAAUAAAUAUAUCUUAUAAAUGUUUGAUUCCUUUCCUGCCUGCUUUGUUCAAUAAAGUCUGAGAGUC